This is a messenger RNA of Bactrocera tryoni, 1165 nucleotides long. RefSeq names its product valacyclovir hydrolase-like. Lineage: Eukaryota; Metazoa; Arthropoda; Insecta; Diptera; Tephritidae. The record is from RefSeq and is a predicted model, not a curated record. The transcript has 3 exons. The coding region runs from base 170 to 1027 and encodes 285 amino acids.
UAUUACUAUUUUUUAUCCGCAACGCUCAUCAGUAAACCAGUGAGAAAAACAACCCUACUGUGAUCGGUAAAUCAUCGGCUUGCUGUCGACAUUCUUCAUUCUAUUUUGCUGCUUAUCAUUGAGCGACUGGACAUUAUUUCUACUCCAUAUAAUUGCCCAGGAUUGCAUAAUGUUCCAAGUGCGACCAAAUCUGUAUAGCCGAUUUCUAAAGCCGUUAGUAAAUUGUACUAUAACACAACGCAAUAAUCACAUAGAAACAAAAGUAAAACUUAGUAACGGUAUCACCAUCAAUUAUGUUCAAACGGGCAAAGGGGACAAAAAUGUGUUGCUAAUGCCUGGUGCACUUGGCACUGGCUGGUCACAUUUCAAACCACAAAUAGAAAAACUACCUGAGUUGCUACCAAAUCAUACAAUAAUUGCAUGGGACCCGCCCGGUUACGGAAAGUCGCUACCGCCAGAACGACACUUUGAUCUCAACUUUUUGCAAAACGAUGCACGUUGUGCUGUAGACCUGAUGCGCACUAUAGGAAGACCCAAAUUUUCUAUACUAGGAUGGAGUAAUGGUGGCACAACUGCCAUCAUUGUGGCUGGUCGUUUUGUCGAAUGUGUCGAAAAACUAGUUAUAUGGGGUGCCUGUGCUUAUUUGGAUGCUGAACACAUAAAAACAUUGCGAGUUUUGCGCGAUGUGCAGAAAUGGUCACAACGGAAUCGUGAAAUAAUGGAGAAAGUAUACGGUGUAGAGGGAUUUCCAAAGUUGUGGUCUGCGUGGGUUGAUGCUGCGGAUGCAAUUUAUAAAAAGCGUAAAGGAGACUAUUGUUGCACAGAAGUAACCCAAAUAAAAGCCCCAACUUUUAUAUUGCAUGGCAAGAAGGAUCCAAUUAUUGCUGCCGAGCACAUACCAUAUCUAAGGGAAUGUAUAAAAGAUUCCAAAUAUUAUGAAUUCCCCGAAGGCAAACAUAAUAUUCAUCUACGUUAUGCAGACGAGUUCAAUAAAUUGGUAGCGCAUUUCUUAACGCAAAAGCCCUAACAUCGUACUUCAAAAGAAUUUUAUAUGUGUAUACAUAUGUAUAACCGCUGACCUUUGGUAAUAUCGCAGUCUACGGAACCGAUUGUGGUAUUGUUUUAUUUAAAUGUUAACUCGUCUUAAGUAAAAGGUCAAACUUUU